Molecule: messenger RNA, 620 nt
Organism: Brassica oleracea var. oleracea
Lineage: Eukaryota; Viridiplantae; Streptophyta; Magnoliopsida; Brassicales; Brassicaceae
Exons: 2
Coding region: 93-461 (122 amino acids)
Source: RefSeq, a predicted model, not a curated record
UUUGACAUAUAACAUCGCAGCAAUACUAACCAACCAUAGUUCGUCACGUACCAAAGCUUACCGUCUUUGUUAUAAAUGAAACCGUGUAUAAUAUGGCUUGCUUGAUUUCCCCUGUAAUGAAACUCCGUCGUCUCUCUUCGGCUGAUUCGCGGCGGUUUGCAUACCGGAAUCUGAGCGACGACGAUAUGGAGGAUUCGGUUAUAAGGGUGGUGGUGGGGAAGGAGAAGAAAGAGUUCAUGGUCGAACCGUACGUCCUCGAAGAGACACCGUUUAGAGUCUUGAUUGGUUCGGCUAAGGAUCGUACCCAGAGCCGGUUCAACCGGACUGGUAGAGUAGUGUGGCUUGAUCAUGUCGACUCGAUCUUGUUCGAGCACUUGCUGUGGCUUCUUCGUAACGAUGCCUCUUCAUUUUCAGAUAUGGAUGUCGCCGAGAUCAUUGAGUUCUACGCUCAAGAUUGCUAGAGAAAUAAAUUGUGAUGUUGUAACCAUUUAGACGUGUAUACUGUGAUGCUAUACUCGGUCUUUGGUUCAUAGUUUUUUUAAUAGUUUGGAUCGGUUUGGUUCGAAAUACCUGUGAUCAUUGUGCUAUAACGAGAAGGCCUAUUAAAUAUUUGCUACAGA